This is a messenger RNA of Moesziomyces antarcticus, 603 nucleotides long. RefSeq lists its product as uncharacterized. The transcript has a single exon. Bases 1 to 603 code for a protein of 200 amino acids. NCBI's taxonomy places the organism in Eukaryota, Fungi, Basidiomycota, Ustilaginomycetes, Ustilaginales, Ustilaginaceae. The record is from RefSeq and is a predicted model, not a curated record.
AUGCUUCGUCGGGUGUGUUGGAACAACCUUCGCGUGGAGAACGAGCAGAUCGGCAAUACGGACUCGUUCAAGAUCGUGCGCGAUCUGCCGCUGCCGUAUCGGCAAAAGCUGCGCGACGAGGCCGAGGCGGGGUCGGAUACGGACGGCGUGCACAGUACGGGCAUCUUUGCGAAUGUGCGACUGGCAAGGCUGCGGAAGAAGGCGCAUGCGGUGGCUACGCACACGCCUCCGUCGGAAACCGAUCGCGCCUCCCCCGGCGAGGUGGAGGCGGAAGUGGGGGCCAAGAGAAAGUCGCUCAUCGAAGGCCUGCGCACCAAGCUUGUCCCGGAUGCGCGGUCGGACGAGAUUGGCAAGUCGCUCGACGAGCGUGCGGUGACCAAAGGCCGAUCUGGACGCGACUAUACACCGCGACGGGGGGAGUACGACCGAGGCCUCGUUGAUGUUGACAGCGACGACGACGACGAAGACGACGACGACGACGACGAUGCUCACGAGGCGCACGCGAGCAGCAAGGAGCAUACGUCUGACGACAGCCGUGGCACCUCGCUACCCCAACCCCCACCUCGAGCCGUUGCUCGCCAACGACGCCAUGCUCCAACUUGA